GCUCAUUUUUAAUGAGAUGGGGCACAAACACACCAGUGUCCAAGCACUGACAGAUGACUCCCGAACUGAAAGUCUGGUCAAGUGUGUUGGUUCUCCAGGAUCAGACAAAGUACUAAUAUAUCAAACAAAUGGUAGAGAAGACAAGGUCGAAGAUGAAGACCCGUUGUCGACCAUUCCGAAUUUUCCGCAAGAUUUCCGAGUUCAUCUCGCUACUCAAAAUCUGAAUGUCCUCCGUUGUGAUUCACAUGCCUCGCCGUCCAUUGAAGGUAUCGGAAAAAACUUACAUGACAUACACAGACCGAUGAGCGAAUCAUAUUCAGAAAGGAAUCCUGGAGGUGGAAUAGCAAUCAUGGAUGAUAUCCCAGUACACCCUUCCUUUACUGGCUGUGAAACCACCUUCCUAUGUGCUGGAGGUUCGUAUCACACAUCCUCUAGUGUAUCAGACCUUACAAAAUUUCAGGGUAAUUUGGAACGCCCCGAAAAAAUGAGAAAGCCCGUAGGAAAAUCAGAACAAGUCCAUUCGUAUGAUUCCAGUGAAGAGGUUACCCAGGUUGAUGGAAGUGCUUGUAUGUUUUCAGACUCAAGCCCAGUGAAAUCCCCGCUGGCUCAUUUCCCGUUCCCUUGUCCUAUUGGGAGUGAUAUUGACAGGAGUGAAGAUCAGCAAACCGUCGAGUGUAAAUUCAAAACAGGCAUUCACCAGGAAACCUGUGAGUCUUACGAUACUAGUAUAUCUUUUAAUGAAAGCCAAAGCGGAAACAUCUCUUUGGCUCAAUUUUCUAGUCAGGUACAGCUAGAGUCAGGUUCUGUUGCCCACAUAUCCACGCCUACAAAAAGCAGCACUAGAAGUAGUGAUCACCCUAUUCACAAAGACGACUUCAAGUGUAAUAAAGUUGGAAAUAUGAGGAAGGAAGAUGCGACUGUACCAAACUCUUCUCUGGAAAAGUUUUCUACGGUUUAUGCAGUGGAGACUGGUGAAGCUCAAGCUAUUCAAAAAUGUUUGGAAGAUAAACACAGUGAAGGGACUGCCGAUGCCCUUUUUCCAAAUGGAAGGAGUUCAGAUUCUGAAGUCAUGCUGAGAGUGAGAAGAGGUGGCAAGAGAGGGAAGGACGGAAAGAGAUCAUCCAAAACCAUCAACCAGAAAGGAAGAGUUUCGGAGAACGCUCCAAGUCUUGAUGAUUUUAAUGAGGUUACGAAAAGGAGUCAGCGAAUGAAUGCUGGAAUUCAUCGUAGCGACACAAUAAUUCACGGACGUGUUCUUGAAUUGCGAGGGAAAAUGACUGAAAUAAAAUGGAGCCAAGACAAACUUAAUAAAUCGCUAACAAAGCCUGAAAAAGUUAUAAAAGAUGCAGGUGUGGUGGGUCAGCAACUAGAUACACUCCAAAGCAAACUACGGCGGAUCGCUGAUGACUUGAAAAAAACAAAGAAUGAUCUUGAACGAUCCCUCUUUGACCUGCGGUUCGUUUACAGUCAGAAAAAGCGCAAGAUCUACAUCGAACAGGAGCUUAAAAGUGUAACAGAUAUCCAGCAGACUUUACUGACACGACUAAAGGUUCACCGGCAAAUCGCUUCCAGGUUGCAAGAUAUCAUCCGAAAACACUCUGAGGAACUAAAGGGCACCAGAAAAAAGCGGGCAAAGCAAACACUGGCACUAAAGAGGGAUAACGAGGAAACGCUUGGAAUGACGUCUGGCGAUGGAAGUGGGGCUUCUUCUGAAAAUGCUACCGAAAAAGCGGCAACAUGCACUGAAACAGAGACUAUCACUGAGGAGAAGCAAAAUACCCUUCUUCAACAACUUGUGGAAUCUCUUGACGACUCUGAAGGCAAUCUACUCGUCAAAUUUAUGUCAAUGUUGCAAAACAAAGGGAAUGUGGAACUUCAAUCAUCAGAUGCAAAGAAAACACUACCUUCAUCAUGUGCAGGAGACACCGAAGAAAGAAAAUCAGCUGCAAUGAAGAACAUAAACACGGACAGUUCACUAGGUGAAAAAGGCAUCUCAGCAAAUCUGUUAAAACCUGCACAGGCGGAGAUCUUUGAAGAUCGACACAAAUUCUUGGUUGAAUCUUCUCAAAAGGAUAGAACAUUAUCAUCCAGAGGAGUGACUAUAGACUCUGAUAUGGAUAACACACCUGAUGAAAUUGAACAUUCCUCUUCAGGAGAUUGCGGCGCUGAAUUGAUGUCAAGCAGCGAUGAUGACAUGGAUGAGGUGUCAGUAGAACCCGGGGCUGUUGGUGAUGUCCAUGAUGCCGCAGACACAAUAGUAUCAAAGUCAAACUGCUCUUUAAACAAAAUAAAGCAAGUUACGUCAAUUGGAAAGGUUGCUCCUGAAAUGGUUAAAGCCAAUGAAAAUAUUAUGAAUACCUUUCCGAAUUCCAAGUCUUUGGAAUGUUUGGGAUCUAGCUAUGGCUGUCCCGUAUCAAGUGAUGAUCAGUUCGGUAGCGUAAUAGCCGAUCAGAAGAAUGUUCAGUCUUCACCGGAACAAAUAAGCAACGUUCUUUCUUCAAAACAAACAAAUGCACAUUUUCGUCCUCUUUGGAAAAAUCUUGACAGCAGUGCCCAGCGAUCCAGCUCGGGGGUUCAAUUCAACAAAGAUCCUUCAGGGGGAUAUAAGCCUACUGGAAAAUUGCAGUUCGGAUUGGGAUCAAUACACAAUGCCUCACUGUCGGAAAACACCAAAUAUUUACUUACUUUCCAGCAAGAAGGGAAGGAUGUACCUAAUACUCGACAGAGACUGUCUGGCCAUGUGGGUGCUCCCUUACAGAAAGCACGGACAGUUUCAUCCACCUUACCUGAGAAUACGUUUGAUUUUGAGUAUUCGCAUAACAAGCAGCUAAGUCAUAUUGACAGUAUCAUCAUGGAUGCAGCUAAUUGGUCACAUUUCAAAGGAAAAGCUGUGGUCCAAGGACCAACUCCAACUCCAACUCAGCAUAAACCACAUGAUAUCUCCAAGGAAACGCCGGUAUGUUGUGAUAGGAAAGAUGAACCAAUAGGAUUGAAUGCAGACAAGAGAAGGAGGUCUGUUCUCAGUGGGUCUUGUACAAAAGAAGAUGUUACUACACAGUCGGCUUAUCAGAAAAGGUGUAUUCCAGAUAUGAAGUUAUACCACAAGGUUCAUCUAAUAGAAGAGAAUGAGCUCGUACCAUAUACAGAGAUCCUUCCGAAAGAGAUAUGGACGACGGACGACAUCGGUCUGGUGAGAGUGCCUCAAGAAUUCAUCGAUGAAAUAGACUUGUGGUAAAAGUCACGGAUAAAUAGAUGUUUAAAUGGUAUUUUAGAUACUCAAAUUUAUUGAGUGGAGUCAGAAGUAUUAGUACCAUAGGAAUACACAAAUUGCAAGCGUUUUCAUCAAUCUAGAUAUCUUUUUCACGCAUUUCUUAAGUCAUGAUUUACAACUGCACUUUUAAAGCUACCGUAACUAAAUCAGAUACGAAAAUGGGCAUGUUUAAUGUACAAGCAGCACGUCAUAUGGCCAUGCACCGGUAAGAUUCUCCCGUCGACCAAUCAAUCAUCGAAGUACAUGUAGGUAGAUACUUCAUGAAAAAAACGACUCCCAAUAAUAAUAUUUGUUAUUUAUUGAGAUAUAGUUCAUUUCUGAUACACAAAUAGUACUAUUGUGCUCUUGUGUCCCUUCUUGUGAAUUGAGGAUGAAGAUGAAGUGAUGAAAAAACA
Messenger RNA from Lytechinus pictus (painted urchin), 3666 nucleotides. RefSeq lists its product as uncharacterized. Bases 17 to 3235 code for a protein of 1072 amino acids. Lineage: Eukaryota; Metazoa; Echinodermata; Echinoidea; Temnopleuroida; Toxopneustidae. The transcript is spliced from 5 exons. The record is from RefSeq and is a predicted model, not a curated record.